Molecule: messenger RNA, 1035 nt
Organism: Eurytemora carolleeae
Lineage: Eukaryota; Metazoa; Arthropoda; Copepoda; Calanoida; Temoridae
Exons: 5
Coding region: 410-985 (191 amino acids)
Source: RefSeq, a predicted model, not a curated record
GAAAGUCGUCUUACUUUUUCAGAGUUUUCUGGUUCUAACUGUGUAUCUAUCUACAUGAUUAAUAUUUUCUUUCUAUAGGAAUUCAGAAGCUUCAAAUAAAACCCGGUUUCCACCAAAACUUCCAGGAACCGAAUAUAAGAAAUUUGAGUUAGGUCGCUGAACUACCUACUGCUGGUUUAAGAUUCUAAGAUUCUCGAGGAUUUAAGCCAAUGUUUUAUGAUUUGAACUGACGGUAGGUAGGUAUAGCGACCUCUCUGAUUUAUUAAAUUCGGUCCCAGGCUCGGUAUUUAAGGGAAAUCCAAAGAGUCGGAUCUAUACCACAGCCUCCUCCUUCAGGAAAAAGGAAACCACAAAGUUUGCAGCAAAAAUUCAACCGUUGAAUAAAAUUAAAAGCUCUGCCUACUCCAACAUGUAUUCACUUGGAAAGGACUUCCAGAAAACAGCAGGGUCUAAAAUGAACGAAAUCCAAAAUGUAAAAAUAAUUUCACACCAGAAGGAAAUAGGUAAACCUUCAAAAGACACUUUAAUAGAAGCUGAAAGUUAUGGAACUUACUUGAAUAAAGAUCUUGAAACUCAGCUUGGGCCUGCUGAAUAUCAAUAUACUGAAAAGACAGCUGUGACAUUAAUCCCAAGUCUUCCACCAUCAACACAUUUUCCAAGAUUCUUUUCAGCUGCUCACAAACAUUCAAGUAGAAAAAUUAAAUCAGAACCAGAAAUAAAAGGAAUGGAAAAAAUAGAUGUGAUCUCAGCUCCAUCUAUUGGCGGGAUAUUAAGACAAGAAAUAUUUAAAAUAUUUCCAAUUUUCACAACGCCAGCUCCUUUCCUUACUACACUUAAGACUAUGGAAGAAAGAAUCAAUCAAAUUGUGCGAAACAAAUCUAAAGGCACUCAGCUAAAUCUUCAACAGAGACCAGGCAAAAUAAAAAGAAAAUCAAAUUUAGGUGCUGAUGACUUGUAUCCCUUCCACAGAAUGCGAUCUCUCUAAAUAAUAAAAUAUAUUCAAUAUUAACUCUUUAUUCAAUUAAGAGGCAUGUU